UAUAUACAACAUAAUAUGCAGAGUUCAGAGCCAGGGUGCUGAAUGCUUAGAGUUAGAGAAGCUAAAAUGGGACUUGGAACUCUGCCGUUGACUCCAUCUUAUAGAAGUUUCCCUUCAAACUCUGGACUUGUACAAAGCACUAAUCACAGCAUGGUCAACAGGAGCAUAAAAUUCUCUGUUUCAGCCAAACAAGAGAAGGAAGAAGAACCAAAGAAGAAAAAACAAUCUUUGUUCAGCAGCGUAACCGAAGCUCUUGAUUUUUCUCAAGUGAGAUCUGCAGAAGAUGCUCAGCUUAUAGACGAGGCCAGAGAAGCCACAACUUCUGGAGAAAGGAUGAGCAGGGAACAGUAUGGAGCUCUUAGAAGGAAAAUUGGUGGGACAUACAAGGAUUUUUUCAAAUCUUAUGUAGAAGUGGAUGGGGCAUAUGUUGAAGAGGGCUGGGUUGACAAAACUUGCAAGGUGUGCAAAAAGGACACCAAGGGAGAGGCAAGGCAAGUGGACAAUUUGGGAAGGUAUGUUCAUGUAGCAUGCCUAGAGAAGUCGAAAACCGGAAACUUCUUUACCAGACUGUUCUCUAGAUGAAGAGCAAUCACGAACAUUGGCGCGGUAGGGGAGAAAAGACAUGUUCUCAAUUAGUCAUAUACACAAGGAUUCCAAUUCUCAAAUUAGAUUCUCAGCUUCUGUAUUGGUUAUUAAAUGAAUGAAAGUGAAUAUAUAUUCUUCA
Molecule: messenger RNA, 724 nt
Organism: Lotus japonicus
Lineage: Eukaryota; Viridiplantae; Streptophyta; Magnoliopsida; Fabales; Fabaceae
Exons: 3
Coding region: 43-582 (179 amino acids)
Biological process (GO): chloroplast organization; positive regulation of DNA-templated transcription
Cellular component (GO): nucleus
Molecular function (GO): zinc ion binding; DNA binding
Source: RefSeq, a predicted model, not a curated record